Theobroma cacao (cacao) is the source of this 776-nucleotide messenger RNA. Its product is annotated as dynein light chain 1, cytoplasmic-like. Gene Ontology annotation, biological process: microtubule-based process. NCBI's taxonomy places the organism in Eukaryota, Viridiplantae, Streptophyta, Magnoliopsida, Malvales, Malvaceae. Gene Ontology annotation, cellular component: cytoplasmic dynein complex. Gene Ontology annotation, molecular function: dynein intermediate chain binding. The record is from RefSeq and is a predicted model, not a curated record.
AACAAACUCCAUUGCAUUCACGCAACCACCUGGCUUUAAUCCAUUGCACCAGUUGAUGACCAGACACCCUUGGGUUCAGACUUCACCCUCGCAGAAUAAGCCAGCAGCAUCCACUUCCUCGGUUCAUUUUUCUAAAUAAUCCUUCCAUCACCGAGGCCUUCAGUCUCCCACUGCCCUUCUCUUCAUGCUCCUUCCUCGAUAACAAAGCUUUAUUCAACGAUGUUAGAGGGUAAAGCAAUCGUAGGCGAGACGGACAUGCUCCACAAAAUGCAGCAAGAUGCACUUCAUUUAGCUGCAAAGGCUCUGGAUAUAUUUGAAGCCACUGAAUCAACUGAUAUAGCCCGCUUUAUAAAAAAGGAUUUUGACAGGACGUAUGGAUCUGGUUGGCAAUGUGUUGUAGGGACAGAUUUUAGUUCGUUUGUGACGCACUGCCAUGGUUGUUUCAUACACUUUUGCGUUGGUAGUCUUGCGAUUUUGCUCUUCAGGGGUGCAGUAAAUCAAGCAGAUGAAGCAAACUUGUUACCAAACUUUGAGGCUUUACACGCUUAGACUAUCCUUCCAUGUUCUUCUGCUUUUCUGUUCCCCAGGAGCCUUAUCAAAGAAAGAAACAAGGUUGAAGAGUCAAUUUCAAGUUCUGCAGAUCCUCAUAUUUUAUGCUUUUACACUAUUGCUCGGUUGUAUGAACAUCAACCCAACUCUGUGCCUGCAGAAGGGUAUGUCAUCUCCUGCGUAACUUUUUACAGCUGAAAACAAUAAUACUUUAUUGUUAGAAUUAA